AUGGAGCCUCCGGGGGUUCACCGCAACCCCGGGGUCGCCUUCUCACAUCACCAGAAAGCUCCUGAUCCACCGCUCCGGAGAAUCUUUUGGGACCCCGAGGUGCGGGUGAGUUCCAAGUUUGGGAGCCUCCUUGCCGGGCAGUCCCCGAUGGAGCAUGGGCAAGCAGCUGAGAGCGGCGAGGGCAAGGAGCCCGAUGCCCUUCUGCCUUCUGCUGCCGGCAGCAGUCCCUGCCUGCCCUCGGUGGGGCAGCGGCCCGGGGCCCCUGCGGGCAGGCCGGCGGCUGCCAACGCAGCUCGGGAGCGCAGCCGGGUGCAAACCCUGCGCCACGCCUUCCUCGAGCUGCAGAAGACUCUCCCCUCCGUGCCACCCGACACCAAGCUCUCCAAGCUGGACGUGCUGCUCCUGGCCACCACCUACAUCGCACACCUCACUCGCAGCCUUCAGGAUGAGGAAGAGUCGCCGGGAGAGGGCUUGGGUGCCCUCCGAGGGGAUGGGUACCUGCACCCUGUCAAGAAGUGGCCGAUGCGCUCCAGGCUGUACAUCGGAGCUACAGGACAGUUCCUGACUCCCUCGGCACCCGGCGACGGCGCGAACCAAGGGGAGACCUCAGCAGCUCCACAAAUCUAA
Messenger RNA from Indicator indicator, 627 nucleotides. It is a transcript of the gene TCF24, whose product is annotated as transcription factor 24. The transcript has 4 exons. Bases 1 to 627 code for a protein of 208 amino acids. Gene Ontology annotation, molecular function: RNA polymerase II transcription regulatory region sequence-specific DNA binding; protein dimerization activity; DNA-binding transcription factor activity, RNA polymerase II-specific. The record is from RefSeq and is a predicted model, not a curated record. NCBI's taxonomy places the organism in Eukaryota, Metazoa, Chordata, Aves, Piciformes, Indicatoridae. Gene Ontology annotation, biological process: regulation of transcription by RNA polymerase II; developmental process.